Molecule: messenger RNA, 4300 nt
Organism: Mesoplodon densirostris (Blainville's beaked whale)
Lineage: Eukaryota; Metazoa; Chordata; Mammalia; Artiodactyla; Ziphiidae
Gene: PDHA1
Product: pyruvate dehydrogenase E1 subunit alpha 1
Exons: 12
Coding region: 204-1328 (374 amino acids)
Biological process (GO): pyruvate decarboxylation to acetyl-CoA
Cellular component (GO): intracellular membrane-bounded organelle
Molecular function (GO): pyruvate dehydrogenase (acetyl-transferring) activity
Source: RefSeq, a predicted model, not a curated record
CCUUUGCAAGGAGCCCGCGAGGGAGGUUGGCGCGCGCUAAAUGGGAGAAGCACUGGUUUGAGAAAAGCAUGGGUCGCAAGUACACACUGGGACCCUGCCAUUAAUGGAGGGGAAAAGCGGGGAGACGCCAGCAGAUUCCAUCCUGUAAGCUGGUAGGAAGCCUGAAGGCUUGAUGGGAUUCCAGUGUGAUAGGAGGCAAGGACAUGCUUCAGGCAAGCAGAGUGCUGGUGGCAUCCCGUAAUUUUGCAAAUGAUGCUACAUUUGAAAUUAAGAAAUGUGAUCUUCACCGGCUGGAAGAGGGCCCUCCUGUCACUACGGUGCUCACCAGGGAGGAUGGGCUCAAAUACUACAGAAUGAUGCAGACUGUUCGUCGAAUGGAGUUAAAAGCAGAUCAGCUAUAUAAACAGAAAAUUAUUCGUGGUUUCUGUCACCUGUGUGAUGGUCAGGAAGCUUGUUGUGUGGGCCUGGAGGCCGGCAUAAACCCCACAGACCAUCUGAUCACAGCGUAUCGGGCUCAUGGCUUUACGUUUACUCGUGGGCUUUCUGUCCGAGCAAUUCUCGCAGAGCUUACAGGACGAAGAGGAGGUUGUGCUAAAGGAAAAGGAGGAUCAAUGCAUAUGUACGCCAAGAACUUCUACGGGGGCAAUGGCAUCGUGGGAGCUCAGGUGCCCCUGGGAGCUGGGAUUGCUCUGGCCUGUAAGUAUAACGGAAAAGAUGAAAUCUGUUUGACUUUGUAUGGUGAUGGCGCUGCUAAUCAGGGUCAGAUAUUCGAAGCUUACAAUAUGGCAGCUUUGUGGAAAUUGCCUUGUAUUUUCAUCUGUGAGAAUAACCGCUAUGGGAUGGGAACAUCUGUGGAGAGAGCAGCAGCCAGCACUGAUUACUACAAGAGAGGCGACUUCAUUCCUGGGCUGAGGGUAGAUGGAAUGGAUAUCCUGUGUGUCCGGGAGGCCACAAGAUUCGCAGCUGCCUAUUGUAGAUCUGGAAAGGGGCCCAUACUGAUGGAGCUGCAGACUUACCGUUACCAUGGACACAGCAUGAGUGAUCCUGGAGUCAGUUACCGUACACGAGAAGAAAUUCAGGAAGUUAGAAGUAAGAGUGACCCUAUCAUGCUUCUCAAGGAUAGGAUGGUGAACAGCAAUCUUGCCAGUGUUGAAGAACUAAAGGAAAUUGAUGUUGAAGUGAGGAAAGAAAUUGAGGAUGCUGCCCAGUUUGCUACAGCUGAUCCUGAACCACCUUUGGAAGAACUCGGCUAUCACAUCUACUGCAGUGAUCUGCCUUUUGAAGUCCGGGGUGCAAACCAGUGGAUCAAGUAUAAGUCCAUCAGCUAAUGCGAGAUGGUUACACCUUCAGUGGGCUAUUCAGCAGCAACUGUAAGGAAUGCUUUGGGUUCUCAACUGUGUUAAGGAGGAAGAAAACCCAUAGAAAGAAAGUGUAGAUGUAGAUAGAUAGAUAGUGUAAUUGCAUGUGGUUUGUACAGUGUUGCAUUAAAAGAUAUAAUGUGUUUUAAUGUUACAGCUUAAGGAUAGUAUGGAUCUUAUAAAGGUUAUUUAGUUAUGUAGGUUGAAAAUAGGUAAUAAGAGUUUGCUUAACCCUCCUUCAAAUUACUUCUUUAAAAUAGUUCUAUUUGGUUUAGUUGUAUUACUAGUUUAACAAAUACUUUCUUAGUUACUAAAAGGAAAACAAUUCCUUAUAUGCCUGUCCAACUCUGCCACCUUUUUGUGGGGCGAGAUCAUGGUCCUGUCCCUCCCAGUGCCCAGCAGCUUACCUGGUGUGCACACACGCCCCCAUUCGUGUGCAUGUCGGUGCUGAAGCCUGUUCACACUGAACCAUCAUUUCUCUCCUUAAUAAAACACAAUAUUUAUUAUAACCAGGCAGGGGUGGAGGGACAAUUCGAUUUUUAAAUAAGACGACUUCAUUUUAAAGCCAAAUAACUUAGUUUUCUCCAUUUAUACAUGCAGUAUAAAUGUGAAGCUAUUUUCUUAAUAGUUUUCUAUUUACAUUCAUAUCAAACACUAAAUACAAGGCAUAUUCUUGUCAAUUUUAUCUUUUUUAAAAAAAUUAGUUUCUGCGUUAUAACAAAGUGAAUCAGUCAUACGUAUACAUCUGUUCCCCCAUCCUUUCCUUCUUGCGUCUCCCUCCCUCCCACCCUCCAGGCGGUCACAAAGCACCGAGCUGAUCUCCCUGUGCUCUGCGGCUGCUUCCCACUAUCUAUCUACCUUACGUUUGGUAGUGUAUAUAUGUCCAUGCCUCUCUCUCGCUUUGUCACAGCUUACCCUUCCCCCCUCCCCAUAUCCUCAAGUCGGUCUGUGUCUUUAUUCCCGUUUUACCCCUAGGUUCUUCAUGACAUUUUUUUCCUUCAAUUCCAUAUAUAUGUGUUAGCAUAUGGUAUUUGUUUUUCUCUUUCUGAGUUACUUCACCCUGUAUGACGGACUCUAGGUCUAUCCACCUCAUUACAAAUAGCUCAGUUUCGUUUCUUUUUAUGGCUGAGUAAUACUCCAUUGUAUAUAUGUGCCACAUCUUCUUUAUCCAUUCAUCCGAUGAUGGACACUUAGGUUGUUUCCAUCUCUGCGCUAUUGUGAAUGGAGCUGCAGUGAGCAUUUUGGUACAUGUCUCUUUUUGAAUUAUGGUUUUCUCAGCAAUUUUAUCUUUCUUGAAUUUUAAGUGCAAUUCCAGUUAAUAGUAAUGUAUGGAAUGUAUAAUCUAAAACAGUGAUUCCCAGCCUUUUUGUUACUUUCAACACCUGUUGUUUCACCUUUCCAUAAAUUAAAAUUCAUUUUUAAGGGCUUCCCUGGUGGUGCUAUGGUUGAGAGUCCGCCUGCCGAUGCAGGGGACACGGGUUCAUGCCCCAGUCCAGGAAGAUCCCACAUGCCGCGGAGCGGCUGGGCCUCUGAGCCAUGGCCACGGAGCCUGUGCUCCGCAACGGGAGAGGCCUGCGUACCGCCCAAAAAAAAAAAAAAAAUUCAUUUUUAAGGAUUCCCUAAUACUCUGGGAUGUCAAGACCAGGUUUUACAAUCAGUUUUCACAAUACAUACAAGUUCUACUCACCUUGAAAACAUGUUGGUAAAUAAAAGGUUAAAAUUUUUUCCAUAAUUCUUCAGAACUUCAGUUUCUUAAAUUGUUCAUUGAACGAGUGGUGUUUUCCUUGUGUAAGUGCAGCAGAAUUCGUGUGUAUGUUGUCUGCUCUUUGCUCCCUCCGUCCCCUGGCUUAGCUGAUUGAUUAAGCCUCAUCUUGGGUUGCCGGGGCCCCCUGAGCCUGUCUUCUGUACUGGGAGUCUGCAGUCCAGAGCCUGCAGAGGAGACCAGCACUACGAAACAAACAGGAGUCUUCUUUAGAGAGUCGUAAGAGAAGACAACUUCAAAGCAACACGGCAGAAUACUUCUUUAGGAGCCCUUAUGGCAAAAGCUAUAGUAUAUCCUUCCAGACUUGGCUAGUCUUAAAAAUGCAGUCCCUAACUUGAAAACUUGACUAAAAUAGGAAUAUGUUGCCUUAGUAGGAGCGGGGCAUGGCCUGAGAGGGACUGUACAGGAAUGCUGCUGCAUCUGUGCAGAGCAGGCUAUUUAAGAUGACGUGGGGAUGAGAAGGCAGGGUGCAAGUUAAAGAAAGAAGGGUUUGGGUGUAGCCCACUGGCAUCUCGUCUCUCUCUUCACUCCACUCCCAGCCAGGCCCGUCUCUUGACUUUUUCUACUGGGCCUUUAGCUUCUGCCCCCUCUCAGCUUUUCCCCAACUUUAACCUUGAAAAACUCCGGAGUUUGGAGUGAGGUUGGUAGUUUUUUUUCUGACUGAGCCAUAGAAAAGGGAGUUAACGCUAAUGAAGGGGGGAAAGUUACCAGCACUUUGUUUUCUACUGCUUUACUUAAAAGCCUAAUUACACCAAAAAAGUCAUUUUCUGUUCCAGAAAGUGUUUUGAGGCUAUUCUUACCGUAGUCUGAGGUACCUUAGGUCUUCCUUAGUGAUAUCAUUAAGAAUAUCAGAAAGUGUAUAACCUUCCUCAAGAAUCUGAAACAAAGAUCAAAUACAUUUAGAGCUAAGCAGCUCUGUAAUGAUAGCACAGGAAUGGUUUGUUGGGUUGUAAGUUUACCUUUUCAAUUGUUUUCGUAUCUGCUCCUUGCAGUUGCAACCAACCAGUCGACAAGCUCUUUAUCUGUUCUCUGCCCAUAAGACUGAGGAGGGGACGCUGAGUUCUCUGUAUUCUCUGUAAUGAUUAGAAAUUUAUGUUGUAUACUGAUGUGUAAUAGCAAAACUCUUCAAGUAACAAGUUGGAUGAAAUAAAGUAUUCCAGAAGGUGAUGUGAAAGGGAAA